AAAACGUAUUAUCUCGUCACACGUCACAAAAGCGGCUGCGGUGAAACUCACGACACGUACCGAAUUACCGGAAAAAUCGCGGGAAGCAACUGUGUCGUAAUUUCAUAGCCUCAUUCCCUUACCAUUUCCAACAAGUGCUUUUUAGAAGUGCGGAUUUAAGUGCUUUUUGUAUCCAAAAUGAAUCCCUACCAGCAAGGCCAACAGGGAUAUCCUCAGCAGCAGUACAUGCAUAAUAUAGGAUUUAACAAUGCCGCUCCUCAGUCGUUCGGCAAUCCUAUGCCUAUGCCUGGCAUGCCAACCAUGGGGUACCCGGCACCACCUUCAGGGUACCCUCAGUCUAACCCUGGAUAUCCGCAGUCCACAGGGCAACCCGGUUACCCACAGUCUAAUGCUCAAUAUCCAACAUCUGCUCAAACUGGGUACCCACAACCAGGAGGUUAUCCUAGUGCCUAUCAGGGAUACCCAGGUGCUAACAAUGGCCACCAAAAUGCCAAUCAAGGGUAUCCCAGUGCCAAUCAAGGGUACCCCAGUGCCCAAGCGUACCCUAGUGCUUACCAAGGCUACACACCAGCCGCCCAAGCACCCCAAGUGCAACAGGGGUACACUCAAAGCCAGUCUCAGCCACAUAGCCAAUAUUCUUAUGGCCAAUCAAGCUCUGUACCAACACCAAAGUCAAAGCCCACGGUGGUCCCCGUGAACCCCUUCGACCCCCGCGAGGACGCGGCCGUCCUCCGCAAGGCGAUGAAGGGCUUCGGAACGGACGAGAAGGCCAUCAUCCAGGUGCUCACGCGCCGCAGCAACGAACAGCGGCUGCGCAUUGCGUUUGAGUUCAAAACGCUUUACGGAAAGGACCUAAUCUCAGACCUGAAGAGCGAAACCAGCGGCAAGUUCGAAGACAUCCUAGUGGCGUUGAUGACGCCACUGCCACAGUUCUACGCCAAAGAGCUCCAUGACGCCGUGGCCGGCAUCGGCACGGACGAGGACGUGCUCAUCGAGGUCAUGUGCACCAUGUCCAACCAUGAGAUCCAGGUCAUCAAGCAGGCGUACAAUGCCAUGUACGGAACUCUAUUGGAGGACGACCUCCGCGGAGAUACGUCUGGAAACUUCAAGAGGCUAAUGACCUCACUGAGCAUGGGCAACAGGUCUGAGGAGUUCCACGUGAACCAAGAAAGAGCGAGAGAGGACGCCAGGAGCUUGCUACAAGCUGGCGAGCUGCGACUCGGCACGGAUGAGUCGGUGUUCAACGCCGUCCUCUGUUCGCGCUCGUUCACACAGCUGGCCGCCAUCUUCCAAGAGUACCAGUUCCUCACCGGCCACGACAUCGACGACGCGAUCAAGGCCGAGUUCUCGGGUGAUAUGGAGAAAGCUCUUCGUGCCAUCGUGAAAGUGGUCCGCAACAAGCCGCUGUUCUUCGCCGAGCGGCUGCACAAGUCGAUGAAGGGCAUGGGCACCAACGACCGCCAGCUCAUCCGCGUCAUGGUGACGCGCUGCGAGCUCGACCUGGGGGACAUCUCCGACAUGUUCCAGGCCAAGUACGGCGAGUCCCUGCAGAGCUGGAUCGAGGGUGAUUGCUCCGGGCACUACAAGAAAACUCUCCUGGGCCUGCUCGGAUUGUAUUAAUCUAAAGAAUCUACUCGUUAAGCAUCUUUUUUUUUAAUAAAAACAUCUGUAUGUUGUAUUACCUUUAAGUAUUUUAGCGUCUACGGAAGCCUCAUUGAAUUAUUAAUCAUCAAAAAUUUGCUGUAUUACUAGAAUCUCAAUGAUUUCUUCAAAUGGUUUUAUAUUGUGUAUCACUUCAGAAAUUUCAUCUUGAGUUUCAUACGUAUUAUAUAUUUAUAUCUGUGUUGUGAAACGAUUGAAAUUGAAUGGUACCCACUCUUCUUGAUGGAUCUGCUUUUGCAGGUCAUUAAAUACUAAUUAAAGUUGUUUUUAUAAUUAUGAAAAAUUUGCAAAAUUUUGACAGUAUAAUUUUAUUACAUAUAUGUUUUAUAUUAACAAAAGUGAACGAGAUUUUACCAUUAAUUAAAAAAUAAUAAUUAUUUAUCACUGUCUUUUGACAUAAAAGAAUAAACUUCAUCGCGUUGCCUCAAUUUAUGUGCCUUCGUAUUACCUAUAUAUUAUUUCUAAAGUUCUAUGUAAAUUUACUAUUUUGACUAUGACUGUGGAGUAUAAAAAUAGGCUCAUGAGUAUGACUCAGUUUACAAUUAUAAAGCUCAGCAAAGACAAAACACAAAUAAAAUAAUCAGUUUAGAAAACGAGUAUUUAUAUUUAGUUCUAUGCACAAUAUUAUCUUGAAAGACUAAGUCUAAUGUCUUUUUUUUAGUAAAUGUUAAUAUAUUUUCCAUAUUAACAUAUUUUAUAAAAGUAAAGCUUAUCUCUUAAGGGAUCUCUUCCAGGCUCCAUUCACUUCAACCUUUGAGAAAUUGAGGAAUAUGUAAUAAGCUAUAGAUUAGUACUAUCACUGUUAUUGCUAAACAACUGCCCACCAAAAUAUGAGUGACUUUCUAUUCUGUUAUUUUCAUAAAUUUUGAUAAUGAACCUCUCAGUUUGUCAUUAUUUAUUUGCAAUUUUACUGUCAAAUUAUAUUUUAAUCAGAUUAAUUCUUUGAAUAAAGUAUAUUUUCUCAUUAAUUUUUAACAAGCAGAAACGUCUGCGAUCGAUGCUAUUAAGCUUAGAAUAAAUUUAAAAGUGGAAAAAUUACUGCCUUGGGUGAGACUUGAACUCACGGCCUCUGGAUCGAUACUCCAGCGCUCUGCCAACUGAGCCACCCAGACCUCGCAGUAAUUUUUCCACUUUUAAAUUUAUUCUAAGCAUAUUUUCUCAUUGAUUGUCCUUCCUUAAAUUGAAUAUUGGUGCAUUAAAAAUAAUCUUACUCGAAUAAGUUUUAGCCACAGAUUUCUUGCUAAAAGUUAUUAACAUUAACAAAAAAAUACUAAAUCUGUUAUUAACAAACGCCAGUUCCUGUCAAUUGUUGUGUCAAUCGCCAAUUCUCAUGAAUUGAUGUUAUUCCUUUAUAUUGUCAAGCAUUUAUACCAUAGAUAUCCUGAAUACAAGCGAUGUGCCAUUAAACCGUAUCGACACUCACGAUUCAGAUGAUUAGUGUUUGACCACAUUAGGCAUAUUUGGCUAUAAAUAUAUACAUCAUAUAAACACGAUGAAUUGGUUGUAAGAACUACAACACACAAACAGUAAGUCAUAAUCAUGUAUGUCGCACAUACUUUUAGACUCACUCACUCACAUUCCUCUGGCGCAGCGACCCAAAGUGUGUCUUGGCCUCCAACACGACAGUUCGCCACUGAUCCCGGUCCUGUGACGUUUCUCGCCAGUUUUGAACCUGGAGCUCGCGCAGAUCAGCGUCCACCACAUCUGCCCAUCGGUACCUAGGUCGCCCGACCGGGCGGCGUGCUGUCGGUUUUCCCUCAAACGCUCUUUUCACCGCUCAAUCGCCUCCCAUUCGCUCCAGAUGGCCGAGCCACCAAAGCCUUUGCGCCUUUGUCACACCAAUGAUGUUUGGUUCAGCGACUAGUUGUUCAAGUUCGGCGUUUUUACUUUUAGACACACGACACAAAUCCAUAUCUCUUGUAUUCAGAUAUCGCACUUUUCUAGAGCCCACCUCUAUGCUAAGAGCACGCCUUUAUAGACAUAAGUACAGUAAGUUUAUACUAUAUACUGCUAAAACGUGAAGUGGCUUAAAAAUUAAAUAA
Molecule: messenger RNA, 3704 nt
Organism: Cydia strobilella
Lineage: Eukaryota; Metazoa; Arthropoda; Insecta; Lepidoptera; Tortricidae
Gene: Anxb13
Product: annexin B9-like
Exons: 9
Coding region: 178-1620 (480 amino acids)
Cellular component (GO): cytoplasm
Molecular function (GO): calcium ion binding; calcium-dependent phospholipid binding
Source: RefSeq, a predicted model, not a curated record